AUGAAAUCAGUGAAACUUACAAUGCUGAAUUUAUCAUUUUGGAAUGCGUUAUUGGAAAUAUAUUUAUCAAUAAUUUAUAUUCCGAUUGUUAUUUUUCCAAUAAAUGCUGGUUUAUAUCUUGGACCAGAUAUUUUUGGAAACUUUUCAAUUCGAUCAUAUUUUGCAGUUGUUAUUCUUGGUUUUGUCACUUCAUCGAUUGUUACUUUUCUUGAGAAUCGAUAUGAUGUUUUAGUUCGAAUAAAUCGAUUGAAAAUGAGCAGAAGAAUAUUACAUUUGGGAUUGAAUUAUUUGAUGAGUAUUAUUAUUUAUAUUCCACCAUUUUUGAAUAUUCCUGAUCAGAAAGAAAUGAGAGAAUAUCUUGAGAAAUUCGAGCGUGGAAUAUCUAUAAAUAUUCUAAAUCAUCCGAAUUUCUUCAUAAUUGCUCUUGAUUUCAAAAAUCUUGCGAUGUUUGUCGCAAUCUUUGCAUUAUUUCUAACUUGUCAAGUUUCAUUUAUGUUGAAAUAUAUCAUUUCAACUCUUUAUUCUCAAAAAUCACAAUCGAUUAAAACUCUGAAAAUGCAAAGAAAGUUUUUUGUUUUAAUUUGUAUUCAUACAAUUCUUCCACCAAUGAUCCUCAUUUUACCAGUUUCGUAUUCAGUUUUCUCGAGUGUUAUGAAUUAUUAUAAUCAAGGUAAAUUUGGAAUUGCUCGAUUCAUUUGAUUAAUUUAAUUUCCUUUAAGCUGCAAAUAACAUUGUUAUGUUAUUUUUCAUAUUUUAUUCAAUUAUUUCAACUUUUCUAACUCUUCUAAUUCAUCCUUCUUAUCGAAGUGUUAUUCCAAACAUCUUCAAAUUAAAAAAGAAUACAAAAAUCGUCAAAUCAACAAGUCAACAAUUAUCUGAUUUCACUAAAAAAGCUGAAAAAUAAAUAAAUAAUUUCUCGGAAAUUAAGAAGCAUCACUAUCUAAUUAUUCGCUACGAUGCUUUGAAUCAUUCAUUUUUGAUUCUUGAUGUGAUGUAUUUCGAAGACGAAAAUACUUUUUCUAAUUAUUCCCAUAUUUUGAGUAUAUUUGUAAUUCCAGUUCAUUUAUUUGGUGCUUACUGUAUUCUUUUCAAUACUCCAAUUCAAAUGAAAUCUGUGAAAUGGGCAAUGUUAAAUAUGCAUUUUUGGAGUGCAAUUUUCGAUAUUUUCAUGGGUUUUAUUUAUAUUCCAAUUACAAGUUUUCCAGCAACAGCUGGAUAUUCUUUGGGUUUUUCGCCAUUCAAAAAUUUUGCUGAAGAAACUUAUAUUGGAGUUUCAGCUUUGGGAAUUUUGGGUGCAUCAAUUCUUGCAUUCUUUGAGAAUCGAUAUGAUAGAUUAGUUCGAAGUAAACCUCUUGAAAAUUGGAAAAGAUAUACAUAUCUUAUAUUUAAUCAUUUAAUGGCUCUUACAUUUUAUAUUCCUCCACUUUUGGAAAUCCCAAAUCAAGUUGAAGCUAAAUUUCGAGUUCUUGAAAUUAUUCCAAAUAUUUCACGAGAUAUUUUUGAGAAUGAGCGAUAUUUUGUAGUUUGUGUAAGUCGAACAACAUUGGCAUUUUGCAUCGGAAUUGAUCUUCUUUGGUUUUUAACUCAAACAUUUUAUAUGUUUAUUUAUAUUAGUUGGACACUUUAUCGACAAAAAGUAUCAUCCUCGAAGACUUUGAUUAUUCAAAAGAAAUUUUUCUUGGCAAUUUGUAUUCAAACAAUUGUUCCAUUUAUGGCAAUUGUUAUUCCAGUUGUUUAUAUUAUUUUUUCAUAUCUAACUGAUUAUUAUAAUCAAGGUAGGUAAAUUAAUUCAUUUCCUGGAUUAUUUUUCACAGUUUUUAGCAAUGAAUAAUCUUGUGAUGUUUACUUUAAUGUGUUAUGGACAAUUAUCAACAAUUAUUAUGAUAAUUAUUCAUAAACCAUAUCGACAAGUUCUGCCGAAUAUUUUAAAAUCGAUAUGCGCAAAACGCCAUAAGAAUCUUAAAAUAGUUGCGAGCCAUCAAAGAUCAGCCAGUUUGUUUUAA
Caenorhabditis angaria is the source of this 2003-nucleotide messenger RNA. Lineage: Eukaryota; Metazoa; Nematoda; Chromadorea; Rhabditida; Rhabditidae. The record is from the annotation of a GenBank genome assembly.